CCCGGAAGCGGAGGGCAUCGCUGCCCCGCCUGCCCCGGCCGCCAUCUUGGCUGGGAGCCGCGGUCUCGCCGCAGCGGGGAGGUGUGGGGGUGGUGUCGCCGGUGGCGGCCCGACCCUGCCCUGCCCGCCUUUCUUCUGUGGCUUCUCCUCUCUUCCCUUCCGUUUUCCUUCCCUUCCUCCUUCGCUCGGCCUCUGGCUGCGGGCAGGUGGGGCGUCCCGGCGGCGGAAGGGCCUGCGCCAGCAGGGAGAGAUGAGCAACAACAGUAAUAAGAGAGCACCAACGACAGCAACACAGAGGCUUAAACAAGACUACCUUCGAAUUAAGAAAGAUCCAGUGCCUUAUAUCUGUGCAGAGCCCCUCCCAUCUAACAUUCUUGAAUGGCACUAUGUUGUACGAGGACCUGAAAUGACUCCCUAUGAAGGUGGCUAUUAUCAUGGGAAACUAAUAUUCCCCAGAGAAUUUCCUUUUAAACCUCCCAGUAUUUAUAUGAUUACACCUAAUGGAAGGUUUAAGUGUAAUACAAGAUUGUGUCUUUCCAUCACUGAUUUCCACCCGGAUACAUGGAAUCCAGCUUGGUCAGUCUCAACCAUCUUGACCGGCCUCCUUAGCUUCAUGGUGGAAAAGGGCCCCACACUGGGCAGCAUAGAGACCUCAGAGUUCACAAAAAGACAGCUUGCUGCACAAAGCUUGGCAUUUAAUUUAAAAGAUAAAGUCUUCUGCGAGCUCUUCCCUGAAGUGGUGGAGGAGAUCAAACAAAAACAGAAAGCACAAGAAGAGCUCAGUAACAGACCUCCAUCCCUCCCUUUACCAGAUGUUGUCCCUGAUGGGGAAGCACACUACGGUCAGAAUGGAAUUCCCCUUCUUAAUGGGCACGUCCCCCUGGCACCUGCCAAUCACCCCGGGCUCCACCAGGCCAACCGCAACCAUGGACUUUUAGGCGGAGCUUUGGCGAACUUGUUUGUUAUAGUUGGUUUUGCAGCCUUUGCCUACACAGUCAAGUAUGUCCUGAGAAGCAUAGCUCAAGAAUGAGGAUAAUAAAAGAAAUCUCAAGACCAAAUUUAGGGGUAGUUGCAGAAUGAGUGUUGGGACUCUUCUUGGGCCAUCUGAAUCUUGACACUGGGAUAAAUCUUUGUUUUACGAAGGCAUGGGUGAAAUGUUUGCUGGCUCAUGGGUUAUGUUUGGGGAGUAGAGUAGUUCUGAUUAGUCAGGAAACUAAGAUAUUCUGGUCACAGGUCCUGUUGUCCUCACUGCUGUCCAGUAGUGGCUCACAAGUCAAAGCAUUAGUGAUGAGAGGCUAACAUUUCUAGUGCUUUGGGUUUUUUUAUUAUUUUUUUUUUUUAGCAGUUCUUCAUUUGUUCUUUGGAAUUUGCAAAUCUUGAGCAAAUAAGGCUUUUUACUUCAUUGAACAAUUUUUAAAACUUCACAGUUUAUGCAUAUCACGUUUUAUUUUCAUUAGGGAUGAGUCUGUACAGAUCUGGAAAUGAACUGAUUAGAGCUCACCUGUGGACUUGGUAAUGGAGUGGUUAAUGAGAACAUUGAUGCUACAGAAGAUUGCUGGCUUCAUUUUUUAAAAUAGAAUGAGCAUCAUUGCAUAUCUAGUCAGUAGUGAUUAGAUGAGUGGGAAAAUGACACCAUGUGUGUUCAGUGUGUUGUCUAAAUUGUUACAGUGGAAUGGAAAAUUUUAUUUGGGCUACAAGAAGUGCAGUUGUUGGCCUUUGGGAAUGAUUAUCAAGAAAACACAUUUAAUCAGCCUUAGUGAAAAUACUAGUGUCCAGUACUAUUAUGGAUUUGUUCACUUAAGAGUUUUCCAUUUUGGGAGAUGUUACAUUGGAAAGCUGUAAUACUUAAUUUUGAUCACAAGGUGCCACUGUUGGAGAAAAAAAAUAAUAAUAAAACUGCACACACCAAUGGAGAGUUGAUUGUAUAUUCAGAAAAUCUUCCCUGGAUUUCUUGGUCUUUGGUAAAUGCAGUAACCCUAGCCCUUGUGAAGAGAAAAAUACAAAUGAGUGAAUAAUAAACCAACUUUCUCAGAGUCAACUGAUCUAAUCUGAAGUGUCCCUAGCUGACUAAAGUGAAUCUUUAAAAUUAGUUCCCCUUGCUUAGUUGAAAAUUUGCAUGAACUCUCUUUAAAACCACCACCACAAGCCCAAACCCUUCAAAUUCAUCUGAGAUCCUUGCAGCUUUUUGCUUUGAUGUCUGAGUUCAUCACUGUUCCCCUUGAGAUGAUGGAUGACAGAAAUGUUGAUGUUUGGUCAUGAGAUUACAGGCCAGUGGGUAAACAUGAAAAUUCCUAGAAUAGUUCAAAAGUCUGAAAUGAUUUUUGUAACUGGGUUUCCUUGGUUUCACCCCCCUCCCUGCUUAAUUUUAUCCAAAUGCUUUAUUUCAUCAGAGGCAAACUUCUGUGCCUUUCAUAAUCAGCAGUGAUGCCUGAUCACCUGGGGAAGAACACACUGUUAAUAGGACAACAAACUGCCCAAGGUGAUAGCAGAGGAACAUGCUCUGCAUUCAACUGCAUAAUCUUAAGCAUUGUGAAGAGCCCAAGUAAAUGUUUCCUCAUGUACUGAAAGAAUUCUUUUGAAAUUAUGUUAUUUUCCUUUUCAGAUUUGUUCUCUGCUUCUCCUUGGUAUCUUGAACUGUAAGCAAAAGUGUAUUGUUAACCCAUGAGCCGUGCAGCUUAGAGCAUCAGUAAUAUGACCAAUUCUCUGCAAUAGGUAGGAAUUACCAAAAAUAGCAGAACAAUUGUAUCUUGAAUCUUGAGGCAUUUCUUACUGAGGUAAGGAAGGGAAGGAAGAGAUAGAGGGUGAAUGGGGAUGGAAUUUAUUGUAAAGGCUGAAUUUUGGAAUGUAUUUAUAAAUCUUUGAUUUUUUUUUUUUAAUUGUUUUACCAAAUCUUAUUUAUUACUAUUUUUCAUUUACCUCUUGUAUGUUUUUAAUCAGCUCUUGUGAUGAGAGAAGCAGCACUAUGUAGAAACAGUUAUGUUCUGUUAGGGCUCUGGAAUGAAAGGGGGAGCUUUGUCUCUCCUGCAGUGACAGAAUUUUCAGGCAGGCAUGUCAGGUGGGUAUUUUUUAUCUCAAAGCAUAGGGACCUGUAGCUGAGGCUGUUCUGCCUCUUAGAUCUUGGUCUCAUUCAGACAUGUUUGUGUUCUCACAAUGCCUUUUAUUACCACUGACAUCAUCUACAGACAGAAGCUUAUAAUUGGUUAUCCAUUUUUAUCUUCUUUAUCUUAUGGAAGUUCUUCUGCACAUAAAUGAAGACAAAGGCAAGGAGACUUUGGCUAUGGUGUGUUUUCAUCUUUUCUGAAAUGUACCUGGCCAAGGUAAAAGUAAAAUCUGGAGAUGUCAAAUAAAAAGCAUUAUGUGACGAGAAGUUGGCCUUAAGCUACAGCCAAGUGCUUGAAGUUGGUUCUCUUGCUUUUAGUUAAGUGCCACAAUUGGAAACACAAAAGCUUUGGUUAAACCCUGAACAUGCUGCAUUUUUUCUGGGGUUUUGUUAUAUUUAAACCAAAACUUCAUGUUGAGAUUUCUCCCCAGUAGCCUGGGCUCAGACGAAGACUUGACAGGCAUUUCAGAUGCCAUCUGUUGGAAGCUGGGAGCAAUAGCUCACUGAACCCUUGCACCUAUGGCUUACAAGAUUUUGAUACAUCUCCUUGCUUAUGGUAACAGAAGAUUUAUUCCAUUUUGUGUUGGAUUUAUUGUUUUGUGUUUUUUAAAAAGCAUUUAUAACAGGAUGCAGUAUCUGAACUUUUUGUUACCAAACUCAUUUGAUGGAGGAGGAAGUCAUUCUUUGCCAUGCAAAAAUGUUACCAUGCCCUGAAGCAAUGCAUUACUCAGUGUAAUAAAACCAAAAGCUGUCCCUCAGUAUAUGAUGAUGAUGUAGGAGCAAAUGUCUGGGCCUGCACUUUCAUGCUGCAAUUGCAAACAUUUCUGUAAGGUUGCUAUGCACAGGUGGUGAGGAUUUUUUGCAGCUUGCACCAGAAGACAUCUGAGUGGUUACCUUUAAAGCUCUCUUGAUUUUUAAAAUCCUGGAUUUGUGUGUAGUCAUAACUUUUUUCCCACCUAAGAUUUCAAGGUCACUGAAAUUACUUCAGACCAUGUACUGAGGAGUAGAAAUGACUGCAUUGUAAAGUUGUUUGUUCAUAAUAAACACAUGAUAAAAGUUUUA
This is a messenger RNA of Calypte anna (Anna's hummingbird), 4162 nucleotides long. RefSeq names its product ubiquitin conjugating enzyme E2 J2 (gene UBE2J2). The transcript has 7 exons. The record is from RefSeq and is a predicted model, not a curated record. The coding region runs from base 251 to 1030 and encodes 259 amino acids. Lineage: Eukaryota; Metazoa; Chordata; Aves; Apodiformes; Trochilidae.